ACCUCCCUCCUUCUUCUCCUUCCCUUCUCUUUCUCUCGGUCUCGGAAAUCUUUAUCUAUCUAUUAGCUACCUACAGCUCCUGAUCAAGUAAGACCAUAAAAUCUGAAUCACCCCCAGCAGCCGAUCUAGUACAACGCUUCAGACCCCUGGCGCAAUCUCCACACUAGAAAAAGAAAUUUUUGUCGAUAUCCUACACGGAGUCACACACUCUCAGCAACCUUGCACGCCCCCUCUUAUCUACUUUCCCGCCACUUUAAUCCGCACGGUUCCGAGUAUAUAUAACUUCUUCCUCGCACUACAGUUACCUUUACACUCAAUCCGUAGUGUAUACACCUUUUUGAAACGUGCACAACCAUGAAGCUCUCAUUCUCUAUUUUAACCGCCAUUGCGCUUACUUUGGUCUCUACCGCCGAAGCUGGCAAGCAUUCCGCCAAGAUCUCCAAGGUGCCGAUUGAGGAGACCUUAAAGGACGCCGACUUUGGUAAGUAUGUCCAUGGCCUUACCAACAAGUACAUCAACCAGUUCAACCGCCACGUCACCCAACAAAACGCCAUCUUGGGCGCCGAGCAGGUACCAUUGGUUGAGGUCAACGGUGGCCACGACACCGACUUGACUAACUACUUGAACGCCCAGUACUUUACCGACAUUCAGAUUGGUACGCCUGGCCAGACCUUUAAGGUUAUUUUAGACACCGGGUCUUCCAACUUGUGGGUCCCAUCGGUUGAUUGCUCUUCUUUGGCCUGUUUCUUGCACGCCAAGUACGACCACAGCUCCUCCUCUUCUUACAAGGAGAACGGUACCGAGUUCUCUAUCCAGUACGGUUCCGGCUCUUUGAGUGGAUACUUCUCCCGUGACACCUUGACCUUGGGUGACUUGGUCAUUCCUAACCAGAGUUUUGCCGAGGCCACCAGCGAGCCAGGCUUGGCUUUCGCCUUUGGUAAGUUUGACGGUAUUUUGGGCUUGGCCUAUGACACCAUCUCUGUCGGCCAUGCGGUUCCACCGGUAUAUCAGGCCAUCGACCAGGGCUUGUUGGACAAGAAGCAAUUUGCCUUCUAUUUGGGUGACACCAACAAGGACGCCGAUAAGGGCGGUGUUGCCACUUUCGGUGGCUACGACGACCAGUACUACACCGGAAAGAUCACUUGGUUGCCAGUCAGGAGAAAGGCGUACUGGGAGGUUUCCUUUGACGGUAUUGGGUUGGGCAAUGAGUACGCCUCCUUGGAGGGCCACGGUGCUGCUAUCGACACCGGUACCUCCUUGAUUGCCUUGCCAUCUGGGUUGGCAGAAAUCUUGAACGCGCAGAUCGGUGCAAAGAAGGGCUGGACCGGCCAGUACAGCGUUGACUGUGCCUCUCGUGACACCUUGCCAGACUUGACCUUUAAUUUCUCCGGGUACAACUUUACCAUCUCUCCAUACGAUUACACCUUGGAGGUUUCCGGUUCGUGUAUUUCUGCGUUUACCGGCAUGGAUUUCCCGGCCCCAGUAGGUCCAUUGGCGAUCAUUGGUGAUGCUUUCUUGCGUAAGUACUACUCCAUUUACGACUUGGAGAAGAACGCGGUCGGUUUGGCCAAGUCCGUUUAGAAAGGGACUGUUUUAUAAAAGUGCGCAGAUCGUUUCUUAAAGCUCACUGGUGUGUACGCUGGUUUUCUCUAUUUUAUAUGUUAUAUGCCCCG
Molecule: messenger RNA, 1673 nt
Organism: Babjeviella inositovora NRRL Y-12698
Lineage: Eukaryota; Fungi; Ascomycota; Pichiomycetes; Serinales
Gene: APR1
Product: proteinase A
Exons: 1
Coding region: 355-1581 (408 amino acids)
Cellular component (GO): fungal-type vacuole
Molecular function (GO): aspartic-type endopeptidase activity
Source: RefSeq, a predicted model, not a curated record